AUGGAGGCAUGCCGUCCACCCGAGCCCGGCUGGUGCCGGUGGCGCAGCACGCACGCGAAGGGGGGGGUCGAGGAGGGACAUGGUGGGUCAGUGGGUGGCCUGUUCCGCAAUUACCGUGCAGUCUCCGAGGAGCUGGUACUGGAGCUGCCCGUGUGUGAGGUGCUCAGUCCCUUUGCAAGCUACCUGGUGAGCUAUGUGCGCUACGGUGCCAUGAAGGAGAUGCUGGCGCGGGCUGAUGUGAACGAGCGCCUUGUCCAGCUGGGUGUAAUUCAUCCCACUGUCCAGGAGGUGGACGACAGUGCGCUGCUGCACCGCCUCAUGGACCUCCUCGAUCCUGCCGUGCAUCAGGUCGAACGCCGAGCGGAGUGCUUUCGCCACGCGGAGCAGUCUCGAGUGGUUGGGAUGGAAACGGUGACGUAUAAAAAGCACCAUUCGCGCCUUCGCGAAGUGUCUCACACCAGUGGAAACCACACGCAACGCCGGACUGGUGGACGACCUCGCGCCGCUGUUCUGCACCUGGGAAUUAUCCUUCGCACGAACCACCAAGGUUUGAGGAGGUGCCGAAGAAUUCUUUAA
Messenger RNA from Leishmania braziliensis MHOM/BR/75/M2904, 576 nucleotides. RefSeq names its product mitochondrial DNA-directed RNA polymerase. NCBI's taxonomy places the organism in Eukaryota, Euglenozoa, Kinetoplastea, Trypanosomatida, Trypanosomatidae. The transcript has a single exon. The coding region runs from base 1 to 576 and encodes 191 amino acids. The record is from RefSeq and is a predicted model, not a curated record.